AUGGUACUUUUUGUUCUAGCAGAGGCUGCUGCUGCUGUAUUAACAGCCCCGGUUACACUUUCACUUGCGGCAGCGGCGACUUCAGCGGCUGUCUAUAAUGCUUACCUCGCAAAUCCUACACCAACAGGGACAACAGUCCAAAGUCCAAAGGCAGACACUAGUAUCAGCGAAGUGGUUCUCAGGAAUGAGAAAAAAAUAGAAAAUCAGCGGUAUGAGGAGAUGGUAUUUGAGGAGGAGAGGGAGAUACAAACUUUAAGGAGCCUCAUCAGUCAGUUCGGCCCGUCGAGCUAUCCGUAUGAACACCCGUUAAGGGUGUUGUGUCUAGACGGUGGCGGGGUUCGCGGCCUAUCCUCCCUCUUGAUUGUCAAGCAGAUUAUGCAACAGAUGGCCCCGAAUGUUAGGAACCCAAGGCCUUGCGACUAUUUCGACAUGAUAAGUGGUACGAGCACCGGUGGGAUCAUUGCGAUAAUGUUAGGUCGGCUGCAAAUGAGUAUAGACGAAUGUAUCCAGGCAUAUAGGGACAUGGCAAAGCGGGUAUUUGGAAUUGAGACGUUAGAACGUCUAGCGAGAUUUGGAGCAACAAAGGCUAGAUUUGACGCGGAGGUUCUAGAAAGGGUUAUUAAAAAGUACGCAGGAAACAAAUGGAUGGUGAACUAUUACCCUAAUGCCUGUAAGGUCUUUGUCGUUGCCGUUAAAAGCCAGAACAUCGACGGCGGACCCAAACUAUUUCGAACAUGGGGCCAAAGGGCUAUCGAUGAGCAGGUCCGGAUUUGGGAGGCAGUUAGAGCAACCUCCGCCGCUCCGACAUUUUUUAAACCGAUGAAUAUCAAUGGGGUUGAAUAUUCCGAUGGAGGUCUCGGAUAUAAUAACCCAGCAAUGCUCACCUACCUCGAAGUUGUUCAAACCUAUGGCAAAGGUUUUCCUAUAAAGUGUUUUAUCAGCGUUGGGACCGGGGCUUCGGCCAACAUCAAAAUUAGGGAUAACGAAGGAUUAGGCACAUACACCAUAGAUCUACUAAACUUUCUCAAAGACUUGGCCACAAAUACUCGGAGAGCGCAUCAUGAGGUUAAGGAACUGUUACAGUUUUCUAACAACUACUUUCGGUUCGAGGUAGGCAACGAUUUGGGAUCCCGGGUUGGAAUGGAUCGACAUGAUCUUUUGGGUGUCAUACAAAGUGAUACAGAAGAAUAUCUGAACUCUCGGGAUGGGAGAGAUAGUUUACGUAGAGCUGCUGGCGCCAUGAAAGCAGCCAUCCGGGAAAGAGUUCCUAGCCAUCUAAGACCAAUGCACAGUACUUUUGACAAUGCUUAA
Messenger RNA from Orbilia oligospora ATCC 24927, 1311 nucleotides. RefSeq lists its product as uncharacterized. The coding region runs from base 1 to 1311 and encodes 436 amino acids. Gene Ontology annotation, cellular component: membrane. Gene Ontology annotation, biological process: arachidonate metabolic process. The record is from RefSeq and is a predicted model, not a curated record. Lineage: Eukaryota; Fungi; Ascomycota; Orbiliomycetes; Orbiliales; Orbiliaceae. The transcript has 5 exons.